CCGGAGUCAAUAAACGAGCGCACAACCGGAACUGAUACCUCUCACGCUAACACUGGUUAGCAGUUACGCGGCUUUUUGACCGUUUGCAUCAUAAUGUCUGUUAAAUUAAACGCUUUACACAGCGAUUCUUACAUUGAAGUUAGUCAGUAUAGGGACCAACAUUUUAAGGGGAACCGUUAUGAACAGGAGAAGCUGCUGAAACAGAGCAACACUUUGUAUGUGGGGAAUCUGUCCUUCUACACCACUGAGGAGCAGGUUCAUGAGUUGUUUGCUAAAUGCGGAGAUGUUAAGAGGAUCAUCAUCGGCCUUGAUAAAGUCAAAAAAACUGCCUGUGGCUUCUGCUUUGUAGAAUAUUACACACGAGGAGAUGCAGAAAACGCCAUGCGCUUCGUUAAUGGCACACGGCUGGAUGAUCGCAUCAUCAGGACAGAUUGGGAUGCUGGCUUCAAAGAGGGCCGGCAGUACGGGCGAGGAAAGUCUGGAGGACAGGUGAGAGAUGAGUACAGGCAGGACUACGAUCCUGCCAGAGGAGGCUAUGGGAAGCUGGCGCAGCAACAGCGGAGCACAGAAGCUCGCAAUACUUUUUAGACCAAGUCUGAGUGUUUUGAUUGGACUUCAUACAGGACUGAAUUUAUUCCCUGAUGAUCAACAAAAAGCAGGCAGUGUCCAAAGAGAUCUAGGACUUGGAGAUGAACAGAGAAGGAAUAAAUCUUCUAUGAAUACCAUUUAUUUCAAUCUGAUAUCAUCAGUCAAAUCCAUUUGAAAUAGAAUGUUGUUGUUUUUCUUAACAAUUGAGACAUUUUGUUUAGGUGUAGUGAAUGUGCAUUACUGGGGUGGAGCUUUUAUUAACUCUUUUUUUUGUCACCAGUUAGUUACAAAACUAUUUUCUAAAAUUGUUUUAUGAUUCUUUUUGAGUGCAGUUAACAUUUUCUCUAAAUUGAAAAACCUGCAGCAUCUCACUCCUAUUUCUCUUAUUUGGAAUUAAAGAAAUAUAAAGGGUCAUACCAGACUUUUUUGUUCAGUAGAUAAUAAAUUAUCCAGUGAAUUAUUUUGAAGAAAUGUUUUUUUUCUGUUUCCUUUUUUAUUUUUUACCCUUCUGAUUGCAAUUCUCUAACAAAGUUAUAGCUUUGUUUAAUUGGGUGGGUUUUUUGUGUUUGUUUUUCUCUUGUGGUAAGAAUUCAAAAUGUUAAAUUUAUUUUGUCUCUGUAGACUUUUUAUACAAUAAACACAUUUAAUUAAACUG
Molecule: messenger RNA, 1243 nt
Organism: Oryzias latipes (Japanese medaka)
Lineage: Eukaryota; Metazoa; Chordata; Actinopteri; Beloniformes; Adrianichthyidae
Gene: ncbp2
Product: nuclear cap binding protein subunit 2
Biological process (GO): mRNA cis splicing, via spliceosome
Cellular component (GO): nuclear cap binding complex
Molecular function (GO): RNA cap binding
Source: RefSeq, a predicted model, not a curated record